UUGAACACCUGUUUUUUUUUUUUAAUCACAAUCAGUUGUGCUAAUUCCUUCCAGUAUGUUGGUUCUGAUUUUUAUUGCUUGAUUAUUGUUUCAUUAACGGGGAAAAUUUCAGCAUGGGCAUUGAGAGUGUUGUGGAUGCAAAAGAUAAGAAAGUCUCGGGUCAUCUGACUGUUGAAAUGUGCUCUACAUGUGGGAUGACUGUUGUGUGGAUGCAGAACCAACUUCGGCUGAAUGAAACGCAGGAUCCAGUAGUCAGCUAUGUGAAUGACCUUUGCAGUAGGUGGCAUUGUCCAAUGGGAGAAUCUGCUGUUGAUUGUGCUGGCUUGUUUACUAUGCUCAGUGUCUCAUUCACAUUGGGAGGAAGGGUAUUUGAUCUCUCCCCUGAGCAGUAUGUUUUGAAGGUAGGGGGCGGAGACUUGGCUCAAUGCAUAAGCGGAUUUACAGCUUUGGAUGUUCCUCCUCCAAGGGGGCCUCUCUAGUGCGUGUGGAUUCUGACUAACAGUUUCGGGAUGACAAUUGACCAGGCAAAUCUUAGGUACUUUUUAAUAAAUUUUUCCUCACCAGCUAGUUACAUCUGAUUCAGGAUUAUGGGCAACAUUUUCAUGGGGGUGACUCUGCUUGAUUAUGGUGCUGGCAACGUCCGUAGCGUCCGGAAUGCAAUUCGCUACCUCGGCUUUGACAUUAAAGAUGUAAUCUGGUUGUCUUCUCCAUUUUGGUCUUUUCAUUUUAUGGAGAUUCGGUGCUUGCAAUCUUUCAAGUAGGGCGCCCCAACUGCAAUUACUUGAUGUAAUGCGCUACGAUUGAAGUGAAACACAUCAUGAUGAGUGGCCAAAGAAUUAUUCUUUUUGGUUCCCUUCAACUGGUUUUCCUAUAUAAUGUCGGGCUGCAUUGUUGGAUUUUAGUUUUGCUGCUAAAUUAAGGAUGGCGCGAGUGCUAAACUGUGGCUUUCGUUUUGAUUUAAUCCAUAUU
This is a messenger RNA of Rhodamnia argentea, 969 nucleotides long. Its product is annotated as aspartic proteinase-like. The transcript is spliced from 4 exons. Gene Ontology annotation, molecular function: aspartic-type endopeptidase activity. The record is from RefSeq and is a predicted model, not a curated record. Lineage: Eukaryota; Viridiplantae; Streptophyta; Magnoliopsida; Myrtales; Myrtaceae. The coding region runs from base 114 to 479 and encodes 121 amino acids. Gene Ontology annotation, biological process: proteolysis; lipid metabolic process.